Molecule: messenger RNA, 630 nt
Organism: Penicillium cinerascens
Lineage: Eukaryota; Fungi; Ascomycota; Eurotiomycetes; Eurotiales; Aspergillaceae
Product: DUF5321 domain-containing protein
Exons: 2
Coding region: 1-630 (209 amino acids)
Source: RefSeq, a predicted model, not a curated record
AUGGCGACAGCACUCAGAUUGAAGCCCUUGGGGCUGAACCGGCAUCUUUUCUCCACACCUACGGCAUUCACUAUCUCCAGCCGGUGUCGUGCGGCCGCAGCGCGCACUUACGCUACCUCCGACCGUCUCCCGAAGAUCGCGGACACCUCAGUAUGGACGGCGAUGAUCCCCGCGUUUAUGCGGAGAAAGCGAUCGCGCAAAUCAAGCGAAGCAAAGGAGUGGAACCCAGCCACCUUCUACAUCGUUAUGUUCACGCUGAUCGGCUCGCAAGCCAUCCGAAUGCUCACCUUAAAGAACGACUAUGCCGCAUACCGCCGGAGUGCGGACGCAAAGAUCGAGCUCCUCAGGGAGGUCAUUGAGCGUGUUCAGAAGGGAGAGAAUGUAGAUGUGGAGAAAUUACUGGGUACUGGAGAUGAGGCAAAAGAAAGAGGGUGGGAAGAAGUCUUGCGAGAGAUCGAACGAGAAGACAACAUUUGGCACGAGAAGCAGAAGUCUGCAAAAUCAGAAAAGACCACAUCCGAGGCUGAGAAGCAGCCAACUCAGAGAUCGAAAGGAAAGGAGCCCGCAAUGGCGAGUGCGGAGGACGAGACCAAGAAGACGCUGUCGACAAGGAAGGUCAAUUUCUUUUAA